Molecule: messenger RNA, 8681 nt
Organism: Callithrix jacchus (white-tufted-ear marmoset)
Lineage: Eukaryota; Metazoa; Chordata; Mammalia; Primates; Cebidae
Source: RefSeq, a predicted model, not a curated record
ACCUCUGAUGAGAGCCCAGGUCCCGGGGGCUUAUGGUGGCCUGGGCUUCCAGGUUGUGAUGCUAGGAGGGUCCUGGGCCGGGAAGCCCUGAGCAGGGCCCAGGCCAUCCAUGGGGGGGUCAGUGGCCAGCACCUUCCCUUCCGCCUGCAGGCUGCUGAUACGCAGAAGGAAAUCCUGGCGGGUUCCUGUGGGGGUGAGCUGGCGGGGCCUCCUGGCUGCUUUUAAGGCCACUGCCCGCCCCAUCCCGCCUGCCUGCACUGUGCCUGCCUCCUAGAGCUCAUUCCCUACGCCACUGGCUGCCUGACUCUGUCCUGGACAGGGUGCCCGCCAGCCAUGGCAGGACCCCGGGGCCUCCUCCCACUCUGCCUCCUGGCCUUCUACCUGGCAGGCUUCAACUUCAUCAGGGGACAGGGUUUGGAUUCUGGAGUCUCAGCCUUAAAAAGUCUCCAUGAGCCAGGUCCCAGCUUGGGAGAAUUUCAUCCACCUUCUCAGCAAAGGCUUCACAUUCAUGUCUCUUCAACUUCCCCCAGCAGCAGCUGUGUGGCAAGCCGACGUUGCAUAAUCAGGGGCCGUCCAAACGCUGUGAUGUGAAAACCACGCUUGCCACUCACGUACCCUGCACCUCUUGCGCGGCCGUCAAGAAGCAGAUGUGUCCCCCAGGCUGGCUUCGGGAGCUCCCGGAUCAGAUAGACCAGGACUGCCGCUAUGAAGUACAGCUGGGGGGCUCUAUGGUGUCCAUGAGUGGCUGCAGACGGAAGUGCUGGAAGUACAUGUUGGAGAAGGCCUGCUGCCCUGGCUACUGGGGUUCCCAGUGCUAUGAAUGCCCUGGCGGUGCCGAGACCCCAUGCAAUGGCCACGGGACCUGCUUGGAUGGCAUAGACAGGAAUGGGACCUGUGUGUGCCAGGAGAACUUCCGUGGCUCAGCCUGCCAGGAGUGCCAAGACCCCAACAAGUUCGGGCCUGACUGCCAAUCGGUGUGCAGCUGUGUGCACGGCGUGUGCAACCACGGGCCACAUGGAGAUGGAAGCUGCCGGUGCUUUGCUGGAUACACUGGCCCCCACUGUGAUCAAGAGCUGCCCGUCUGCCAGAAGCUGCGCUGUCCCCAGAACACCCAGUGCUCUGCAGAGGCCCCCAGCUGUAGGUGCCUGCCCGGCUACACGCAACAGGGCAGUGAAUGCCAAGCCCCCAAUCCCUGCUGGCCAUCACCCUGCUCACCGCUGGCCCAGUGCUCAGUAAGCCCCACGGGGCAGGCUCAGUGUCAUUGUCCUGAGAACUACCAUGGCGACGGGAUGCUGUGUCUGCCCAAGGACCCAUGCACUGACGACCUUGCUGGCUGCCCCAGCAACUCUACCUUGUGUGUGUACCAGAAGCCGGGCCAGGCUUCCUGCGUCUGCCGGUCAGGCCUGGUCAGCAUUAACAGCAACGUGUCUGGGGGCUGCCAAGCCUUCUGCUCCCCCUACUCAUGCGACCGGUCGGCCACCUGCCAGGUGACCGCUGAUGGGAAGACCAGCUGUGUGUGCAAGCAGGGCGAGGUGGGGGAUGGGCGUGCCUGCUAUGGACACCUGCUCCACGAGGUACAGAAGGCCAUGCAGACAGGCCGGGUGUUCCUGCAGCUGAGGGUCGCCAUGGCCAUGAUGGACCAGGGCUGCCGGGAGAUCCUCACCACAGCAGGUCCGUUCACUGUGCUGGUGCCGUCCAUACCCUCCUCCUCCUCCAGGACCAUGAACGCAUCCCUCGCCCAGCAGCUCUGCCGACAGCACAUCAUCGCAGGGCAGCACAUCCUGGAGGACACGAAGACCCAACAAACACGAAGGUGGUGGACUCUGGCUGGGCAGGAGAUCACUGUUGCCUUCAACCAAUUCACGAAAUACUCCUACAAGUACAAAGACCAGCCCCAGCAGACAUUCAACAUCUACAAGCCCAACAACGUAGCAGCCAAUGGCAUCUUCCACGUGGUCACUGCCCUGCGGUGGCAGCCCCCCUCUGGGAUCUCAGGGGAUCCCAAGAGAACUAUCAGUCAGAUCCUCGCCUCUACCGAGGCCUUCAGCCGCUUUGAAACCAUCCUGGAGAACUGUGGGCUGCCCUCCAUCCUGGACGGACCUGGGCCCUUCACAGUCUUUGCCCCAAGCAAUGAGGCUGUGGACAGCUUGCGUGACGGCCGCCUGAUCUACCUCUUUACAACAGGUCUCUCCAAACUGCAGGAGUUGGUGCGGUACCAUGUCUACAACCACGGCCAGCUGACCAUUGAGAAGCUCAUCUCCAAGGGCCGGAUCCUCACCAUGGCCAACCAGGUCCUGGCCGUGAACAUCUCUGAGGAGGGGCGCAUCCUGCUGGGACCUGAGGGGGUCCCGCUGCAGAGGGUGGACCUGCUGGCCUCCAAUGGUGUGAUCCACAUGCUAGACGGCAUCCUGCUGCCCCCAACCAUCCUGCCCAUCCUGCCCAAGCACUGCAGCGAGGAGCAGCACAAGAUUGUGGUGGGCUCCUGUGUGGACUGCCAAGCCCUGAACACCAGCACAUGCCCCCUCAACAGUGUGAAGCUGGACAUCUUACCCAAGGAGUGUGUCUACAUCCAUGACCCAACUGGGCUCAAUGUGCUAAAGAAGGGCUGUGCCAGCUACUGCAACCAAACCGUCAUGAAACAAGGCUGCUGCAAAGGUUUCUUCGGGCCUGACUGCACACAGUGUCCUGGGGGCUUCUCCAGCCCCUGCUACGGCAAGGGCAAUUGCAGUGAUGGGAUCCAGGGCAACGGGGCCUGCCUCUGCUUCCAAGACUAUAAGGGCAUUGCCUGCCACAUCUGCUCCAACCCAAACAAGCAUGGAGAUCGGUGCCAGGAAGACUGCGGCUGUGUCCAUGGUCUCUGCGACAACCGUCCAGGCAGUGGGGGGGUGUGCCAGCAGGGCACAUGUGCCCCUGGCUUCAGUGGCCACUUCUGCAAUGAGACUGCGAGUUUCUGUGGGCCCAUAGAGAUGGCCGUACACUGCCACCUGCAUGCCCACUGUGUCACCCAGGGGGGCUUUGCCAGAUGUCGCUGUCUUGAUGGCUUUGAGGGCAAUGGCUUCUCCUGCACACCCAGCAACCCCUGCUCCCACCCGGACCGUGGCGGCUGCUCAGAGAAUGCUGAGUGUGUCCCUGGGGCCCGGGGCACCCACAACUGCACAUGCCACAAAGGCUGGAGUGGGGAUGGCCACGUCUGUGUGGCUAUCAACGAGUGCGAGCUGGACACGAGAGGUGGCUGCCACGCUGACGCCCUCUGCAGCUAUGUGGGCCCUGGGCAGAGCCGAUGCACCUGCAAGCCAGACUUUGCGGGGGAUGGCUACCAGUGCAGUCCCAUCGACCCCUGCCGGGCAGGCAAUGGCGGCUGCCACGGCCUGGCCACCUGCCGGGCAGUGGGGGGAGGUCAGCGGGUCUGCACGUGCCCCCCUGGCUUUGGGGGUGAUGGCCUCAGCUGUUACGGAGACAUCUUCCAGGAGUUGGAGGCAAAUGCCCAUUUCUCUGUCUUCUAUGAGUGGUUCAAGAGCACCGGCAUCACGCUUCCUGCUGACCACCAAGUCACAGCCCUGGUGCCCUCUGAGGCUGCCAUCCGUCGGCUGAGCCCCGAGGACCAAGCUUUCUGGCUGCAGCCACGGAUGCUGCCGAAUCUAGUCAGGGCCCAUUUUCUCCAGGGUGCCUUCUUCGAGAAGGAGCUAGCCCAGCUGCAUGGGCAGGAAGUGGCCACCCUGGACCCCAGCACACACUGGGAGAUUCACAACAUUAGUGGGAGGGUCUGGGUGCAGAAUGCCAGCGUGGACGUGGCUGACCUCCUUGCCACCAAUGGUGUCCUACACAUCAUCAGCCAGAUCUUACUGCCCCCUCGAGGGGAUGUGCCUGGUGUGCAGGGCUUGCUGCAGCAGCUGGGCUUGGUGCCUGCCUUCAGCCUCUUCCGGGACUUGUUGCAGCAUCAUAGGUUGGUUCCUCAGAUUGAGGCUGCCACUGCCUACACCAUCUUUGUGCCCACCAACCACUCCUUGGAGGCCCAGGGCAACAGCAGCCGCCUGGAUGCAGACACAGUGCGGCACCACGUGAUCCUGGGGGAGGCCCUCUCCAUGGAAGCCCUGGGGAAGGGUGGACACCGCAACUCCCUCCUGGGCCCUGCCCAUUGGAUUGUCUUCUACAACCACAGUGGCCAGCCUGAGGUAAACCAUGUACCGCUGGAAGGCCCCAUGCUGGAGGCCCCUGGCCGCUCACUGAUUGGCCUGUCUGGGGUCCUGACAGUGGGCUCAAGCCGCUGCCUGCAUAGCCACGCUGAGGCCCUGCGGGAGAAAUGCGUAAACUGCACCAGGAAAUUCCGCUGCACUCAGGGCUACCAGCUGCAGGACACACCCAGGAAAAGCUGUGUCUACCGAUCUGGCUUCUCUUUUGCCCGGGGCUGCUCUUACACAUGUGCCAAGAAGAUCCAGGUGCCAGACUGCUGUCCUGGCUUCUUUGGCAUGCUGUGUGAGCCAUGCCCAGGGGGCCUGGGGGGUGUGUGCUCAGGCCACGGGCAGUGCCAGGACAGGUUCCUGGGCAGUGGGGAGUGCCGCUGCCACGAGGGCUUCCACGGAACAGCCUGUGAGAUGUGUGAGCUGGGCCGCUAUGGACCCAACUGCACCGGAGUGUGUGACUGUGCCCAUGGGCUGUGCCAGGAGGGGCUGCAAGGGGAUGGAAGCUGUGUCUGUAAUGUGGGCUGGCAGGGCCUCCGCUGUGACCAGAAAAUCACCGGCCCUCAGUGCCCUAGGAAGUGCGACCCCAAUGCCAACUGCGUGCAGGACUCAGCCGGAGCCCCCAUCUGUGCCUGCGCCGCAGGAUACUCUGGCAGUGGCAUCUUCUGCUCAGGUCCAGCCACAUGGAUACCCGGGGCCCUUCCUGAAGUUUUGGGGUGGCUGUCCCCACAGAGCCCCUUCACUCCCUCUAGGCCCAGUUGUUCUUGCUGUCCCAUCUCGGGCCUCACCCUUCUCUCUGACUUUUUCCUUUCUCUCACGCCCUCCUCUCCUGUCCCCCCAUGGCCCGUGCCUGCUCCUUACGACUCUCUGGGACCAUCUCCUCUAGAGGUGGACCCCUGUGCCCAUGGCCAUGGGGGCUGCUCCCCCCAUGCCAACUGUACCAAGGUGGCACCUGGGCAGCGGACAUGCACCUGCCAGGAUGGCUACGCGGGUGAUGGGGAGCUGUGCCAGGAAAUUAACAGCUGUCUCAUCCACCACGGGGGCUGCCACAUUCACGCGGAGUGCAUCCCCACGGGCCCCCAGCAGGUCUCCUGCAGCUGCCUUGAGGGCUACAGUGGGGAUGGCAUCCAGACCUGCGACCUCCUGGACCCCUGCUCUAAGAACAAUGGAGGCUGCAGCCCUUAUGCCACGUGCAAAAGCACAGGGGAUGGCCAGAGGACCUGUACCUGUGACACAACUCACACCGUUGGGGAUGGCCUCACCUGCCGUACCCGAGUUGGCCUGGAGCUCCAGAAGGAUAAGCAUGCCUCUUUCUUCAGCCUCCACCUCCUGGAAUACAAGGAGCUCAAGGGCGAUGGGCCUUUCACCAUCUUCGUGCCGCACGCCUAUCUAAUGAGCAAUCUGUCGCAGGAUGAGCUGGCCCGGAUUCGCGUGCAUCGCCAGCUGGUGUUUCGCUACCACGUGAUUGGCUGCCGGCGGCUGCGGAGCGAGGACCUCCUGGAGCAGGGGUAUGCCACGACGCUCUCGGGGCACCCACUGCGCUUCAGCGAGAGGGAGCAGCCCCGUGCCGGUCCCCAGGGCAGCAUAUACCUCAAUGACUUCGCGCGCGUGGUGAGCAGUGACCAUGAGGCGGUGAACGGCAUCCUGCACUUCAUUGACCGUGUCCUGCUGCCCCCUGAGGCCCUGCACUGGGAGUCGGGUGAUACCCCAGUCCUGAGGAGAAACGUCACUGCCGCUGCCCAGAGCUUUGGUUACAAGAUCGUCAGUAGCCUCCUGAAGAUGGCUGGCCUCCUGCCCCUGCUUCGAGACCCAUCCCAUAGGCCCUUCACAAUGCUGUGGCCCACAGAUGCCGCCUUGCAAGCCCUGCCUCUGGAACGCCAGGCCUGGCUGUACCAUGAGGACCACCGUGACAAGCUAGCAGCCAUCCUUCGGGGCCAUAUAAUCCGCAGUGUCGAGGCCUUGGCAUCUGACCUGCCCAAUAUGGGCCCACUUCGAACUAUGCAUGGGACCCCCAUCUCUUUCUCCUGCAGCCGAAUGCGGCCCGGUGAGCUCACAGUGGGGGAGGAUGGUGCCCGCAUCGUGCAGCGGCACUUGCCCUUUGAGGGAGGCCUAGCCUACGGCAUCGACCAGCUGCUGGAGCCACCUGGCCUUGGUGCUCGCUGUGACCGCUUUGAGACCUGGGCCCUGAAAGUGAACACUUGCAGCAUCUGCGGGCUGGAGCCACCCUGUCCUCAGGGGUCACAGGAGCAGGGCAGACCUGAGGCCUGCUGGCACUUAUCCUCGAAGUUCUGGAUGCUCCAUUCGCUGCACCCUUUGGGACUACGCCGCAGCAUCUGGCUCCACCACAAGCUUUGGGAUCAGCCCCACAGCCUGGACAGGGGCUGCCGCCGCAAUUGUGUCACCACCAUCUGGAAACCCAGCUGCUGCCCUGGUCACUAUGGCAGUGAGUGCCAAGCUUGCCCUGGCGGCCCCAGCAGCCCUUGUAGUGACCAUGGCGUGUGCAUGGACGGCAUGAGUGGCAGUGGCCAGUGUCUGUGCCGUUCAGGUUUUGUGGGGACAGCCUGUGAACUCUGUGCUCCUGGUGCCUUUGGGCCCCAUUGUCAAGCCUGCCGCUGCACUGUGCAUGGCCGCUGUGAUGAGGGCCUUGGAGGCUCUGGCUCCUGCUUCUGUGAUGAAGGCUGGACUGGGCCACGCUGUGAGGUACAACUGGAGCUGCAGCCUGUGUGCACCCCACCCUGUGCACCUGAGGCCGUGUGCCGUGCAGGGAACAGCUGUGAGUGCAGUCUGGGCUACGAAGGGGAUGGCCGAGUGUGUACAGUGGCAGACCUGUGCCAGGAUGGGCAUGGUGGUUGCAGUGAGCAUGCCAACUGCAGCCAGGUGGGAACAGUGGUCACUUGUACCUGCCUGCCCGACUACGAGGGAGAUGGCUGGAGCUGCCACGCCCGCAACCCCUGCGCAGAUGGCCACCGUGGGGGCUGCAGCGAGCAUGCAGACUGCCUGAGCACUGGCCUGAACACACGGCGCUGUGAGUGCCACGCAGGCUACGUGGGUGAUGGACUGCAGUGUAUGGAGGAGUCGGAACCACCUGUGGACCGCUGCCUGGGCCAGCCACCGCCCUGCCACUCAGAUGCUGUGUGCACUGACCUGCACUUCCAGGAGAAACGGGCUGGCGUCUUCCACCUCCAGGCCACCAGCGGCCCUUAUGGUCUGAACUUUUCAGAGGCUGAGGCGGCAUGUGAAGCCCAGGGAGCUGUCCUUGCUUCAUUCCCUCAGCUCUCUGCUGCCCAGAAGCUGGGCUUCCACCUGUGCCUCAUGGGCUGGCUGGCCAACGGCUCUGCUGCCCACCCUGUGGUUUUCCCUACGGCAGACUGUGGCAGCAGUCGGGUGGGCAUAGUCAGCCUGGGUGCUCGAAAGAACCUCUCGGAGCGCUGGGAUGCCUACUGCUUCCGCGUGCAAGAUGUGGCCUGCCAAUGCCAAGAUGGCUUCGUGGGUGACGGGAUCAGCUCUUGCAACGGGAAGCUGCUGGAUGUGCUGGCUGCCACUGCCAACUUCUCCACUUUCUAUGGGAUGCUGCUGGACUAUGCCAAUGCCACCCAGCGUGGUCUCGACUUCCUGGACUUCCUGGAGGACGAGCUCACAUAUAAGACACUAUUCGUCCCUGUCAAUGAAGGCUUUGUGGACAACAUGACGCUGAGUGGCCCAGACCUGGAGCUGCAUGCCUCCAACACUACCUUCCUAAGUGCCAACGCCAGCCAGGGGAAGUUGCUUCUGGCCCACUCAGGCCUCAGCCUCAUCAUCAGUGACGUGGGCCCUGACAAUAGUUCCUGGGCCCCUGUGGUAAGUGUCGCCACCGUCCCACCCUGCGGGCGCUGGCCCUCACCAUGGGGCCUGACUCUGGUCUCCCUGCAGGCCCCAGGGACAGUUGUGGUUAGUCAUGUCAUCAUAUGGGACAUCAUGGCCUUCAAUGGCAUCAUCCAUGCUCUGGCCAGCCCUCUCCUGGCACCUCCACAGCCUUGGGCGGUGCUGGCACCUGAAGCCCCACCUGUGGCAGCGGGUGUGGGGGCUGUGCUUGCUGCUGGAGCCCUGUUCUGCCUGGUGGCCGGAGCCCUCUACCUCCGUACCCGAGGCAAGCCCACUGGCUUUGGCUUCUCUGCCUUCCAGGUGGAAGAUGAUGCUGACGACAACUUCUCACCAUGGCAAGAAGAGACGAACCCCACCCUGGUCUCUGUCCCCAACCCUAUCUUUGGCAGCCAUGACGCCUUUUGUGAACCCUUUGAUGACUCACUCUUAGAGGAAGAUUUCCCUGACACGCAGAGGAUCCUCACAGUCAAGUGACGAGGAUGGGGCCGAAAGCAGAGGCACACGCAGGGAGACCAUUUUUAUUGCUUGUCUGGGUGGAUGCCUUGGGUAGAUGGGGCAGGAGGGGCAGGGAGCCUGUCCGGGACAAUAAAGGUGCCCUCAGCGGAUGUGAGCCAUGUCGCUGAGGAAGGGAGUCUUCAUGCA